AAACCAACAGGUUACCGUUGAUGACGUCUGGAAAAGAAAAACAGGAAAUUCUGUAGAACCGAAAAAGUUCCAGACAUUUUCGAGUCAAAAGGUGGGUAUUAUAUACGAGUAACAUCGGCUUUCGCAGCUGUAGUCAGUCAGUUCUCGCGCGCCGUUGUCGAUGAAGAAGAUGUGAGUUGGCCCGUCGCCGGGGUUUCGAUGGCUUCCGUUGAAAGCAAUAAGGGGAGUUUGCAGGAGGACAGCUAUGAAGGGGCCGUCGGAGGAGAGCUGUCCGUCUGCGCCCUGGCGAUGAUGGGGAAGGAACGGGAAUCCCUCCUGAGCCCUUCGGAGAGCCCUUGCACCUUCAUCAGCGGCUCCUCCACCAGCCUCCAGACCCCUGCGGCCCUCCAGGGCUACGAUGUGGAGUUCGACCCCCCGCUAGAGAGCAAAUACGAGUGCCCCAUCUGCCUCAUGGCUUUGAGGAACGCCAUUCAAACGCCCUGUGGUCACCGCUUCUGCAAGCACUGCAUUGAGAAGUCCAUCCGUGAUACGGGUCAGAGGUGCCCCGUGGACAACGAGAGGCUGCUAGAAGACCAGCUGUUCCCUGAUAACUUCGCCAAACGUGAGAUUCUAUCGCUAACCGUCCGCUGUCCCAACUCCGACUGUGCUGACAAAAUGGAGCUCCGGCAUUUAGAGAAUCACAUGGAGCGGUGUCGGUUUGCCACUGUGCCUUGCUCACUGUGCCAGCAGUCGGUGAGAAAGAGCCGCCUCGAGGAGCACCAAACCGCCGAGUGCCAAAAGAGACCCCUGUCCUGUCCAGAUUGUUUGGCGGGCUUUUGCUACGACGAGAGCGAGCUUCAUCAGCAGCGGUGUCCCUUCGCCAACGUCAAGUGCCUGUACUGCGAGAUGGAUCUCAUCAGAGACCAGAUUGAAUCUCACUGUAACACAGAUUGUCCGAAAGCACCCAUUGCCUGCAACUUCAGCCCCUUUGGAUGCAAGGAGAGGAUGCAGCGCCACAACCUGGCUCAGCACAUGCAGGAGUUCACGCAGAUGCACAUGCGCUUCUUGGCAGAGUUCCUGCACGGCUUGAGCCUCAACGGCACCACACCCAAGUCCCUGUGGGCGCCGGCGCCCUACGUUUCCCCAGAGGAUCAAGGGGCUGCGGCAGUAUCUGGCGCGGCCUGCAGUGGGCCCAAAGCAGCUGCCAGCAGCAGCAGCAGCAACAGCUGUGCGCCGAGUCAGCCCAUUGAGGAGAUCCAGAGGCUGAGGGAGAUGGAUGGACGGCUGGUAAAGCAGGACCACCAGCUGCGGGAGCUCAUCAUCCUAAAGGAAACGCAGGCUGGCCAGCUCGCUGACCUCAGGCGCCGCGUGGCGCAGCUGGAGGACACCGUGAAGGAACUGGAGUCGCAGCAGUGCAACGGCAUCUUCAUCUGGCGCCUCAGAAGCUUCUCCGCCCACCUGCGCAACCAGGAGGCGGGCCAGCCGGUGGUGGAGCACAGCCCCGGCUUCUACACGGGCCGCCCGGGCUACAAGCUGUGCCUGCGCUUACACCUGCAGACCCCCAACGCGCCGCGCUGCUCCAACUUCAUCUCCCUCUUCGUCCACACCAUGCAAGGAGCGUUCGACGGGCAGCUGAGCUGGCCCUUCCAGGGCACCAUCCGCCUCGCCAUCCUGGACCAGGGCCCCGAGGCUCAGCACCACGUCGAGGUGAUGGAGACCAAGCCGGACCUGCAGGCCUUCCAGAAGCCGCUCAUCCAGCGCAACCCCAAAGGUUUUGGCUACGUCACCUUUCUGCACCUGCAUCAGCUGACUCAGAGAGCCUAUGUUAAAGAUGACACUCUGCUCAUCCGCUGCGAGGUGACGCCGCGAUUUGACAAUGUGCUUCAGCGCGACGGACCGACCGUGCAGCCCAGGGGACCCGAGGCCUCGGUUUCAAGGGACUGAAGUCAAACUCGUACUUGCGUAAAUACUGCUCGGUUCAUUUUAAAUCAUGCACGUCGGGAGGAGAGGAGUUGAUGUUCAUUUUAAAUGUGGACAGUAUCCUCGUAUUUAUUUGUCCACCACCUUUUAAAAUGUCUGUGCAAUUUGUUUUUAAUCAAUAAAAACAGAACAAUGCUUUUUAAUGUGAUUUAGCCAGUUACAUUUUUUAAAUGUUUUUAACUCCCUCGCAGACAGCGCAGAAUUUUAAAGGUGCUGCAUUUCAAAUUCUGUGUGUUGUUAUAAUAUUGGAGCGGACAGUCAUUUGUCAUGUAAAGAAGUGAACAAAGAAUGUUUUUAAUCUGAAUUUAUUUAACCAUAAAUUAAGCCUUUCAGG
Messenger RNA from Pungitius pungitius (ninespine stickleback), 2293 nucleotides. It is a transcript of the gene traf6, whose product is annotated as TNF receptor-associated factor 6. The transcript has 8 exons. Bases 199 to 1923 code for a protein of 574 amino acids. NCBI's taxonomy places the organism in Eukaryota, Metazoa, Chordata, Actinopteri, Perciformes, Gasterosteidae. Gene Ontology annotation, biological process: tumor necrosis factor-mediated signaling pathway; lipopolysaccharide-mediated signaling pathway; regulation of canonical NF-kappaB signal transduction. The record is from RefSeq and is a predicted model, not a curated record. Gene Ontology annotation, molecular function: tumor necrosis factor receptor binding; zinc ion binding; ubiquitin protein ligase activity.